AUGGCUCUUGUAACUAGAUGCAAUGCAAAGUGGGGUAUUGCAAACCUAAGAAAAUUCAGUGGGAAACACUGCUGGGUAGGUAAACUAAGAGGUUUGCUAUCCCCCACUGAAAACUACAUCUUGCUGUUGCUGCUACUGCUCUUUUUUUUUUUUUUUUUUAAUUAACUUUUUAUUGACAGAGCCCAUGCCAGGGUAAUUUUUUACAGCAUUAUCCUUUGCACUCACUUCUGUUCCGACUUUUCCCCUCCCUCCUUCCACCCCCUCCCCUAGAUGGCAAGCAGUCCUUUACAUGUUAAAUAUAUCACGCUACUGCUCUUUUUAAAUUUAGUCUGUACAACUCUCACUUGUUGAUUAGAAUGAUUGGGUGUGGGUCGUGGAGCUCACCAAGAGGGAAUUUUCGCUGACUCCAGCCCUGAAACUGCCCUAAUGAGGAUAUUCCACGAUCAUGAUACGAACUUUAUCAACAAAUGGCUGAAGAAUUUCUUCUGGAAGACAAAAAGAAAACAAUCAUUCCAGUUUCAAAAAAAAAAAAAAAAGUCCAUUCCCACUUAAAUUCUAUGCGAACUACCCUGGCAAUAAGGACCGGUAACUUCUCUUCUAUGGUAAGUGACUGAAACUGGAGAGAUCUGAAGCUAGCUACAUUUCAAGAACAGACUAAGAUCUGGAGACAUCUGAGAUACCAGCUUCCCAAAUGUAAAAGCAACCACAUUACAAACUAGAACAGAAGUACUUUCUGCCCCCAUUUCAGUACCUUUAAGCAGUGUGAAAAUUCUCUAGCUUUUCAAAGAGUUAAAGAUGCCUCGGAGAAAGAAGAAAGUUACAGAAGCUCCUGAAACUAGGAGAUUGGAGGAGGAGAAUCAAAUCCUCAAAGUAAAGAAGAUAGAAAAUUCAUUUAUUGUCAUCUCUGAUAGUGAUGAGGAACCUGGGGAAGAGAAUGGAUUGCUGAGGACAAGGACAAUGCAGCAGUUGGAUAGAGCAAAGUGUGCAACCAAAAGAAAAAUUACACAGAUGACGGAAGAUGAGCAGUUUGCUUUGGCUCUGAAAAUGAGUGAACAGGAAGCACAGCAAGUGAAUGACCAGGUGGAAAAAGAGGAGGAGCUCUUAAGGAAGGCCAUUGCUGAGAGCCUGAAUAGUUGCCAGCUUUCUGAUUCUUCUGUCACAAGCUCUGUACCUUUGUUCACUGGGAUAUCUGCACAGCACCACCAAGAGAAACCAAUGAUUUCUGAGACAAUUGAACGCUUGUUUCCUUGUCCUGAAUCUCCACGCUCAUCUGUCGCAUCCCUGUCACAGAGAUCUCAGUCUGAACAGACAGAAAUGCCGAAAAGCCCUCUGGUGAUGCUGAAGAGGUUAAGUCAAGAAAUAGUUGAAAGCUCAUUAUUAUCAAGCAUAAUUUUAUCUCAAGAAAAGAACCAACUUUCACUUAAAUCCAGUGAAGCAUCUUGCUCACCCGUGUUAAGUGACUCUAGUGAUAAUUUAUCAAGUCCUCCUGUUAAAAAAAAGUUUGUUCUGAGUCCUACUUUUUCUCGAGUUCCUCUAGGAACAUGGCAGUUGGUACCUCGGAAAUUGUUUGCAAACUCAGGUGUUAACCAAGAAGAGGAGGUUGAAGGUAGAGAGAAGUGUUUGGGUAACACUGGAAACUUGGCAGCACAGCCAGUCACUGGCAGUUCAGGAACUGGGGAUAAAAUCAACCACCCAAUUCUUGAGAAUAAGAGCUUUUUUGACAAUGGAACCAGCCAGAGGGCUGAGGAUACCAAGUGUAAGCAGCCUAAAGAACAUAUUAGACUGGGUUGUGGUUCUUUCAUGGCUACAAAAGGGAAAGGAAAGAAGACAUCUCAACGCUGCCUCCCUAGCUCAAUUGAUGUUAAGAAUAUACAGGAGGAAAUUGAAGGCACUGUGCACUAUUAUUGGGGCAUCCCGUUCUGUCCUAUUGGAGCGGACCCUAACCAGUACACUAAGGUUAUUCUAUGUCAGCUAGAAGUUUAUCAGAAAAGCCUGAAAUUGGCUCAGAGACAACUUGUUCAGAAGAGAGAGUUUGGAGAGCCAAUAUUACCUAGCUCUUCUUCCCUGCUACAAAAGGAUCAUGAUGAAAGGCAAGCCAAUGGAGUAAAUGAAGCUAUCACAGAAGAGGUAGGAAAUGACAUAGAACCAAGGAAAGAAACAAGGGCAUCCACAUGGCGCCGAAAAAGUAAGAAUCCUCCCAAGAGUCCAUUGCAGAGUUUGAAAGAAAAGCCUUUGUUGGAGGAAGAACCAACGACCAGUCAUCAUCAGAAUUCCCAGGUUCUGUUUGCUGAGGAUGCACCUCAAAAAGAUGAUGUUAUGACACUAACACCAAGCUCCAUUGCUCUAAGCCAAUUGACCAGUAAGAAAAGUCCAGUCAUUGACAGGAAAAACUCUGCAGAAGAGAUCACAAUCUGCCCAGAGACGCAGCUAAGUCCAUCUCAAGUUCUUGAACUAGAGAGAGAAGAGGAAUGUCUGUCUAGUAAAGAAAGACCUAUUAAGGCUGCUGUCAAUGAAAAUAAUGAGAAGGAAAUGUCUGCCUCCAUCUUCUCGGCCCAUAUCCAGGUGUCCUGCCCAAUGUGUGACCAGGGUUUCCCGCCCACAGAAAUUGAGCUGCAUGCCAUGUAUUGCAAUGGUUUAGUGGGGGAGGAAAGCAGACACUCACCAGUGUUGACUCGGAAAAGGAAACAGGCCAAGAGUAAAAAUGACAAUGGGAGAGAUAUCCAGCCAUCCCUAGACAUUGACAAGAGGGAGAAAUGUUAUCUCUGCAAGUCCCUAGUUCCUUUCAAAGAGUAUCCGAGUCAUGUAGACUUGUGCCUUCGGAUGGCUGCAGAUGACCAAAGAAGCCAACUGGAAAGAGGCAACGGGCAGCCUUCUAGUUCUGGAGGGAAAAGGGUGAGGCAGAGGAACACAAGGGAAGGGAAUAGAAAUGGAGGUCGACUCCUCAACUUGUUGGAGCAAUCUGAAUCUAAGUCUGCAGAUGCUGAUAAGAAGACAGAGUCAUCAGAAGGAGAAGCUUUCAGAUGUGUUGCCUCAGAGAUGGAGAAGGCAGAUGGUAGCAAAGGAGACCAGAGCUCUUUAAACUUGAAUGACUCUCCCAUCAAGUCUUUUGUUUCUAUUUCGGAAGCCAAGGAUUGCCUGGUGGACUUUAAAAAACAACUUUCCAUACGACCAGGCAGUCGGAAGCGGACCAAAGCAAGCAGAGGAAAGAGGAGAAAAUCUUGAGCUUCUUACAAUGGAAGGUUGACAGAUCCCUGGAGAAAAUAUAUGGCUAGACUUCUUUCAGCAGGCCCUCCACUGUUCUUUUUUAAUACUGUUGGUUAGGGUCAAGCCAUAUCAUUGUCAUUACCAGCACAUCUACACAGUCUUUUAAAAAAUAUUUUCUAUGAUCUAUAUAAGGAAACAGUGUAUAGAAUUUGUUUUCUAAUUGCUUGUUUGAAAUUGCUUAUAGUUAAAAAUUUUAAAUAUAUAUAUAUGUUUCUAUGAAACUCUGAAGCACUAAGGUUUUCCUUUCCUUCCUUUGUUUUUGGUUCCCUUUGGAGAUAAGGAAUAUUAGAUCAUCACCUAUUUUAGAAUUAAAUGCAUUAUUGCUUUGGACUUGUCACUGAUAUUCUUCUUGUUCUUAGGUCAAUUAGUAUGCAUUGUACAUUUCCAAACAGUUUCUGUGGUCACUUCCUUGAACUUCUCUCUCUCCAUUGAACUAUCUAUACCUUGAGUUCCAUCUGUCUGCAGUAUUUAUCUGCUUGAUGAUUCCUGAUUCUUGACCUCAUUCUACAGUCCACACAUCAAAUAAAAUUCUAAGUGGCCAUUCCUAGCAGUAUUUUUCCCUAAAGUGAGGGAAUGCUUUGAAAAGUUAUUUGUCUAACCUCACCAGACUCCUAUUGGAUACAACCAUUUUCCCUUCACAGUAUAGCCAUUAGGAAUGUCAGGUAUAACCUCUCAGUUAGAAAUUAGCUCAGCUCUGUUUCAUGCCAGAGAUUAUAGAGGCAGCUGAGAGCAUCAUUGGCGUGGGGAAUUGAACUCUGUUGGAUACUUCCAGGGUAGAGCACAGAUGUGGCCGAAACUUUAUCCAGUAUCUGAGGAGGAUACAAUAGGAAAAGAUGAUGUGCAAGAUGUGUGAGAAAGGAGGGCGCUGAGUGUAAUAAAGAGAAUCUUUAUUAUAGAAGAUUCUCUUCACUGGGCUUGUAAUCAGGGGGCUUAAUUUUGAACCUUGGCUCUGCUUAAUACCUGGAGACCUUGGGAAAGUCCUUAACUUUAGGUCUCAGUUCCUCAUCUUUAAGCAUAAGGAAUUUGGACAACAUAAUUUCUAAGAUUCCUUCCUGUGCUAAAUCCUUCCAAUUCUUCAUAAAAUUCUGUGUUGUGAUAAAUCCCAUGAUUCAGUUGAUAAAGAGAUAUUAACAAAAAACUAGGUUUUGUCAAAUCCUCUUUGAAUUACAUCAGGAUGGUAAAGGAAGUGGCUGCUGAUUGAGAAUGAACUUUUUACUAAGAGAGUUUCAGCCAAAAACUCAAUUUCCUCUGACUUCUACUUUGAAAUCCCAAAUUUUUGUUUUUAAGAAUUGGGGUAUAGUUUGUAGAUCAGGAAAGGUUUAGUCUAAAUUUCCAAAGGUAUCUGGGAAUACUGUUUCUUUCAGGGUGUGGGGUGCUGCUGUACAGUUUUUAUACUUAUUUGGAAGAACGUGGAAACUAAGGUCCUUUUUUGGUGAAAGAAAACAAAAUGAUGGGUCAGUUUAAAUGUUGCACUUCUAUUUCUUCCAGAGUGCUCCCCUAUAUCCCUAAGGGGAAGCAGUCUGACACUGGCAUCACUUUCUGGGUGGGAGUAUCAGGAUUUGUGCCAAAUAGUCAUUCUGCAUUUACAAGACCCCUGUAUAGUAUUCUUCAGUGCCGAGAAAAAUGUUACAUUUUGACUGUGAUAUUGAUUCUUUACCUGUUUUCCUUGUAAUGAAAAGCAGUUUAUCAGUUAUGCACCAUCAAUUCAACUCAUGCUAGUUUUCUCUCGUUAAAUGGCAGUUUAUUAAAGGUAGAUCUCUAUAAAUGGGAUGUGGUGUUUAUCUCUUUGUCCAAAGAUAAAGGAAGCAAAGAACUGAUCUUAGAAAAUAAAUUACUUUUCUUAAGGUUGGAGCAAUCACUGUGCAAGUUUGGGUCAAUUGAAGGAAGAUAUAGAUUAGGAAAAUGAGAACCCAAAAGUCCCAGGUUUCUUAUGAAUCCACUAAUGGGAAGUGGGAAGUCGGGGGCAUUGGGGGGAGGGGGGAGGGUUCCUCUUAAUAUUUACUUUUAGGAGUAGAGAAGAAAUCUUUCUUUCCCUUACCAACAUAUUGCCUCAGAUUCAAUCUUUACUCUGAAAUCUUCCCCCAGCAUUGAGGGUGCCUUACCCUGUAAAUACCCCAUUGGUGAGUUCCUCCUGAGGCCUCUGUUUGGGGAUGAUCCCAGCCUGGCCAACCUCCAUUUCCUUCCUGGCUUUGUUUUUGACUUCCAAACAAACAUUAUAUACCUGUGCCAAGUACUUUCACUUAUCCACCUUUCUAGCUUCCUUUUACAAGUUGUCUUCUCCCAUUAGAUUGUAAGCUCUCUGAGGGCAAGGACAGUCUCUUUGCUUAUAUUUAUUUGUAUCCCCAGAGUUUAGCCUAGUGCCUAAUACAUGACAAAUACUUAAUAAAUUCUUGUUUCCUUGUC
Antechinus flavipes (yellow-footed antechinus) is the source of this 5667-nucleotide messenger RNA. RefSeq names its product ubiquitin interaction motif containing 1 (gene UIMC1). The record is from RefSeq and is a predicted model, not a curated record. NCBI's taxonomy places the organism in Eukaryota, Metazoa, Chordata, Mammalia, Dasyuromorphia, Dasyuridae. The coding region runs from base 796 to 3222 and encodes 808 amino acids. The transcript is spliced from 14 exons. Gene Ontology annotation, cellular component: BRCA1-A complex. Gene Ontology annotation, biological process: positive regulation of DNA repair; double-strand break repair. Gene Ontology annotation, molecular function: histone binding; K63-linked polyubiquitin modification-dependent protein binding; DNA binding.